Molecule: messenger RNA, 932 nt
Organism: Rattus rattus (black rat)
Lineage: Eukaryota; Metazoa; Chordata; Mammalia; Rodentia; Muridae
Gene: Tmem191c
Product: transmembrane protein 191C
Exons: 10
Coding region: 16-924 (302 amino acids)
Source: RefSeq, a predicted model, not a curated record
CAGAGCGCUGGGGCCAUGGCUGAGCCGCAGGAGCAGCUGCUGCAGCUGCAGAAGGACAACCGCGAUGGCCGCCUGCGGAAGCAGGAGCUGGAGGAGCUGGUGCGUGGGCUGGAAGCCGAGAGCGAGAGCCUCACCGGGCGCUUGGACGAGCUGCGGGAGCGCGAGCGCAGCCUGCAGCGAAGACGAAGUCAAACAUCCCGAGCUAUUCGAGGGGAGGCACGCGAGGCGGCGCGGGAGCGUGCGGAGCGGGCUCGUGGGCUGCUGGAGGCCGCGGAGCAGCACCGGCAGGACCUGGAGCAACACAAUCGGAAGCUGCAGGAACAGUGGGAGGAACUGUCCAGCCAGCUUUUCUACUAUGGAGGGGAACAGCUGAGUCAACAGCGAGCAGAGCAGCAACUCGGAACUCAGCUUGUGGCGCUGCAGAAACAUCUGGAGCUGGCGGAGGCCAAAUUCAGCAUGCAGGCCGAGGACCUGCGGCAGGGUACGCAGCGCACAGAAGAGGCCUGGGCCAGCUUCCAGGAGCAGAGUGGAGUCCUGCAGGAGCUGCAGGGGAAGGUGAUGGAAGCAGCAGCUGCACUGGAGGCUACGCGCAGUGGCUCAGAACCGUGGAACUCACAGCCUCGCCGAGUGCAGGACUGCUCGGGCUCACUUAUGGAGGAGGUGGCCAGGGCUGACUGCGAAAAGCGGCUGUUCGGCGGGGCGGGCGCGGGGAGCCUCAGGCUGUGGGCGCUGAGCGCACUGCAGACACUGCUGCUGCUCCCGCUGGGUUUCCUGGUGCUGCCGCUGAUCUACUUGGUGUUGGCACGACCUGACGCCAUCGGCCCGGGGCUCCAGAGUCUCGGCUCCGACGCGGUCUUCCGCCGGCUUCGCUACACGCUGUCGCCAUUGCUUGAGCUACGUGCUCGCGGGCUGCUGCCCGCCUAGAACGCAUU